This is a messenger RNA of Ruditapes philippinarum (Manila clam), 1479 nucleotides long. RefSeq lists its product as uncharacterized. NCBI's taxonomy places the organism in Eukaryota, Metazoa, Mollusca, Bivalvia, Venerida, Veneridae. The transcript is spliced from 4 exons. Bases 785 to 1189 code for a protein of 134 amino acids. The record is from RefSeq and is a predicted model, not a curated record.
GUAGAAAACAGAAGAUAAAAAAACAAGUAAUUUGAAGUUUUAGUACUAGAGCUAAGAUAUUGACAAAACGAAUUGCAUUGCAUUUAAGUAUCCUGCAGACUCAAGAUUUCUAGUUCUCUGGUAAAAAUCGAUACAUUGCAGCAUUUGGAUAGACAAAAUUCUUCUGACAAAACAAACUUGAAUGAUUCAGGCAGUAAUACAAACAAAUCUGUGUAUAUAAACUAAGCUGACAUAUAGACAAGAAACAUGCUUUCGCUGAAUACGAAAAUCGUCUUAGUUUGUUAAACGGAAAUAUCUAAGCAGCUGUAAAAUAAUGUUUGAGGAUAUGUUCAUUAUAAUAAUGUGUUUAACCUUUUGAAAACAGAUAGGAGUGUUGUAGAGCAGGAAUAACUUAAUACUAGAAUACUUUAAAUAAUACACAUACACACGUUUUCACGAGAAGUAUAUAACAAAAUGUUGUAUUUUAUACAGGCAAAAUACGUAUUCUACGUUGGAUAUUGAUAAUAUUUUGAUUAUAUGGAAAAUGCACACUCAUUGCAAUUAGACGUUACUGUAUGAAUCAUUGCUAAUUACCUCGAUUUAAGCAAAAUCACUGCAAUUUUAAAUUUCUUAUUUCGAUAGAAAUUAUAUUUACAUACAUUGGAUGUAAUUUUUCAUAAAAAAUAACAACAUGUUUUGUGCUGUGUACAGUUACUGUUGACAUGAAUUAUAAUGGAUAGGAUAUUUCUGCAUAGUUGACAGAAAAGUUGUCGUAUUACGUUUUGUAAGAAAUAAAUUGUCCAAUAUGGUAUCUGUUGGACUGUGUAUUUUAGAAACAAUAGCGGCAAUAGAAACUUUGCUUAAGGUUUCGCAGCAGUAUGCACUAUUACUGGAGCCAAAUGUCACAAACGUUGUUACAGCCGACAAUGAACCUUUUGAUGAACCAAGAACAGCACCUAGUGUGUCUCUCGUAUCGAUUCAUCAUUAUUCACGUCAUGGCUUGUGUAAAAGUUUUAAAGGCAAGAAAAAAUUAUAUAAAGCUAUGAAGACCAAAUUAUGUCUAACAAAAUUAUCAUUCACAGCGGAAUUUGUGAUGGAUUUAUGUAGCCAAAAACAUGGUAUGUUGGAGAAAUGGGUUGCGGCUUUAUUUGACAUCGACGGAGAUGGUUACAUUACACAUUUCGAGAAACAACUUUAUGAUAAUGAUUAAAUAAUGCAUCAUUUGUUUCCAUCUAUAAAACACUUCUGAUAACGUGAAUCCCGUGCAAGAUACUAAUGAAAAGUAAUGAGCAUGUUUUAUGUAAAAACGAUUGGUUAUUGUUGAGAUGAUAAUUGACGUAACAAAUUGUUUAUAACUUAUUGAAGUAUUUGAACUUUUAAGAUAAUUUUCAUGGAUUUUAAUUAUACUUUAUAUGUGUAUGUAAAAGGUAAGAUAAUUGCUUAUUUAAAGAAUAUAAGUACUAAUUAUUAUUUUUAAGUAUUAUGAAUAAAACUUUUGAA